AUGUCUCUCCCCUAUCCCUCUCACCUUCUAUCUGCCACUGCUCCUUCUCGUUUCCAAACCUUGACCCUCAACAACACCGUCUCAAUCGAACCUCCCUUUCUGGGAUUCAAGCGUACACCAUGUUUUAUUGAGAAGCAGAGUUGCUGCUUAAGUGUUAAACCAUUUGGUGCAUCUCAGAAGAGAGUGACCAAGAUCUCCUGUUGUAUGAAUACGUCUGCACAACAAUCAGAUGAUCAUGGGAAAAUAAAGCUUGACCAAUUAAUAGACAAAGCAUGGAAGCUUUGGGACAGUUCUCCUGAGCCGGUGAAGAUUUUCCCGUGGAACAAAGCUUUGGACAACUUUAUUCAAUUUAUUCUUGAUCUUAUUUUGGUUGUUGUCAAAUUCCUAGCUGUACCUGUAUUUGCGGUUACCUCACUGAGUGAAAUGUCCUACUGUGCACAUGAAAGGAAGCUAUUUCUUGUUCCUCUUCCGGUUCUCUUUGGAGUUGCUGUUGCUGGGUUCCUUAAAGAGACUGCCCUCGAGUUAUCUCCACGACUAAAGGAUGCAGAAGUUCCAUGGCAUUUAAUUGCCAUUGCAAUUUUUUUCACAUUGGUCAAAUUGCCAGGGCCAUAUUACCCUUACUGGGGACGUAUAAUUAUUCCUCAUUUUGCAAAUGGGGCUCUCUUGAGGACUCUAUGGUAUGCAAUAUUGUGGUUUAGAAGACAUAAAGCGUUGAAGAUGCCAGGUUCUAGUUAG
This is a messenger RNA of Sphenostylis stenocarpa, 735 nucleotides long. NCBI's taxonomy places the organism in Eukaryota, Viridiplantae, Streptophyta, Magnoliopsida, Fabales, Fabaceae. The record is from the annotation of a GenBank genome assembly.